Molecule: messenger RNA, 1182 nt
Organism: Symbiodinium sp. CCMP2456
Lineage: Eukaryota; Dinophyceae; Suessiales; Symbiodiniaceae
Source: the annotation of a GenBank genome assembly
AUGGCAGAUGGGGCACCACCACCGCCGCCUCCCCCGCUCUUCAGGAGCGCCUCGGCUGGCGGCAUCCCGGUCUUCCGAGGCUGUGAUCUUGUGAUCAAGAGUCGGUCAGACCUAAACUUCGAUGGACUCACACCAGCUCCUGACCGUGUUUGGUAUGGUCGCACCACGUUGGAGAUUGGAGCACAGGAGUGGUCUGUCGACAAGUUCCUGAAUUACGGGGCGGAAGGGCAGACUUACCUGGUUACGAGGACUGCAACCGGGGAGAAAUUCGCAGCUAAGUUCUGCAACAAGUUCGACUCCAUGGAAGUAAAGCUGGUGCAAGAACUUCCACGCCAGCUUGUCAUCCACGACAACUUCAUCAAGUAUGAGAUGAUCGUCUUAGACGUGCAUGAGAUUCUCUCGCCAGCUCACCACAUAAUAUUCAUGGAGCACAUUCCAAACGGUGAGCUCUUCGAUGUUUUGGCUUCGCCGGAACCUUCUGUUGCUGGAAAGCCUUUAAGUGAGGGCACUUCCAGACGGAUUUUGCAUGACGUCAUCAGUGGUAUGGCUGAAUGCUACAGAUAUGGAGUGACUCAUCGAGAUCUGAAGCCAGAAAACCUGCUUAUCAAUGAGCAAGGCCGUAUUGUCAUCAUAGACAUGGGCCACGCAAAGCGAGUGAGAGAAACAGGAUCACCGAGCCCGCCCUCCGCGCUGACACUUGCACGGGCUACCACAACGAAUCCAUACGGGACACCAGCUUUCAAUGCACCAGAGGUUUCGGGAGGCCGUGCUUACGACUGUGAAUGGUCUGACGUUUGGAGUGUGGGAGUCAUCGCCUUCUACUUGCAUGGGAAGCUUCCAGCCUUCAGCUCCGGAGGUGGGGUUGCAAGCUGGGAUGACGUCUCAGGAACAAGCAAUGAGGACCUAUGGCGAAAAAUCGUCAGUUGUGGAUAUUACCCGCAGUUUCCCGAGGAGUUGAGAUUCUUCAUCAAUGCUUUGUGGCGGAUUGAUCCUUCGGAAAGGCCGAGGUUUAACCAGUUGGAAAAGGCAAUCACUGGUGACACAGAGACCCUUAACCAGUUUCCCGGACUGCACUGGCUGGCUCGUCCGGUCAACGAUGCCGCGGACUUCAUCGACGAGCUUUCCCGUAGUUGUCCCAACAACUCCUUUCAUCUGUCAGGCGGGCCAGUGAAGCGAUGGUAG